UAACAGCGCGCCACUUUGAAAAUCCCCCUUCAGAUCAGAUCAGUCGUCAGCCGAUCAGGCAGCAGCAAGUUUAGUUUAACGGAAAGUGAAAUGGACCUGACUAUCGGCGGAUUUCUCGACCCGCAGGCCCAGCUCAGCGCUGCCCUGGAAAGGAAACAGCUUCCACAGUUCACAUCGGCCUUGGCCAGCGGAGCAAGGGCGGACCGGCAGGACGAGCGCCACCAGAGCGUCUUCGAGAAGGCGCUGUCCACCCCCGGCAGCAGGGACUUCAUAGACGCCUGCAUUGCCCACGGCAGCAACGUAAACUAUAUCAAUAGACAGAACGACAAGGCAGCAGUCAACUACGCCGCAGAUUCGAGGGAUGCUGGGAACCUGGAGGCCUUGCUGCGCCACCGCGGCGGUGCAGCCAAGGUCCAGGUGGACAGGAAGUACGCCCAGCUCACACCCCUCAACUCGCUGGCCAAGAAUCUGAACGCGGACAACGCCGCGGAGGUCGCAGCCUGCAUGCAGCUCCUCCUAGCCUACGGGGCCUCCCCAAACGCGAUCGACCAGAGCGAAUUCACGCCCCUGCAUCACGUGCUCCGGAACAAGAAGAUACCGAAGGCGGCGCAGCAGGAGCUGGUGCAGCUGUUCCUGGCCCAACCCCUGCUAAACAUCGACAGCUACCGCAACGGCCAGGUGCGCCAGUUGCUACAGACGCAGUAUCCGGAGCUACAGCUUCCCGCGCCCCAAGAAUCCGGACAAGCGGUGGACAUCGAUCAGCUUCAGCGGACCUUGAGAGACGGCGAGGAGGAGCAGUUCCUGCAGCAACUGACCGAAUACCAGAACAACCUCAGCAGCUCCGCGGAUAACCAGCGCAACGCCAACCAGGAUGAGUAUAUAGCCUUGCUGGUGGAGAGCAUCAAGCGGGGCAAGCAGAGGGCGCUGGAGGCGGUCCUGGCCACUGGUGUGAACAUAAACUGCGCAGCAGGCAAACCCAAUCAGGCCAAUCUCGUAGAGCUGGCUGUGAUUUCCGGCAACUGGCAAGCUCUGGAGCGCCUCCUGCAGCAGCCACAACUCUCGAUAACCUCGAAGUCGCGUCUCCUGAACGCCUCCAUUAGUAGGUUGGAGGAGCAACCGUACGACUACUGCGACCACGAGCGCUGCUUCAAAGUGCUUCUGGCCAGCGACCGAGUCGACAUCAACGAGACGGACAAGGGAGGCAUGACCCCGCUGGCCUACGCCGUAAAGUAUCGAAACACGUGGGCUAUCAAGGAGCUGCUCCAGCACGGCGCCUACAUUGGAGCCAAGAGCAAGUUCGGGGACUUGCCCAUCCAGGACAUAGCUCCGGAGCUGCUGGAGGAGCACUUCGACUCCUGCAUCACCACCAACGGAGAGAAGCCUGGCGAGAGCAGCUUCGAGAUCCAGAUCGAUUUCAAGAACCUGAUGCGUCAAGAGCCUAGAGAGACCCCGUCGGACAAGUGCUCUAAUUUGUCCCAGCCGCUGCGCGACGAGAUGACCCCCAUCGCUUACAUAGCCAAGUCGAAGGAGCUGAGCUACCUGCUGCAGCAUCCUCUAAUCUCUAGCUUCCUGUUCCUCAAGUGGCAUCGCCUGUCCCUGAUCUUCUACCUGAACUUCCUGAUCUACUCGAUUUUCACGGCCUCCAUCAUAGCCCACACGCUCCUGAAGUUUCACGAGAGCGAGCAUGCCGUAUGGACUGGGUUCUUUGAAAUCCUCUCCUGGGUGGGCAUCGGAUACCUGAUAGUGCGCGAGGGCGUGCAGGCGAUGAUGUCGCCACUGGUCUACAUCAAGUCGGUCAUCAACUGGAUGGAGAUAGCCCUGAUCGUCCUGUCCAUUUGUACCUGCAUCGAGGCCACCUACGACGAGGAGACAAAGCGGGUCCUAGCUGUGUUCACUAUCCUGCUAGUUUCCAUGGAGUUCUGCCUGCUGGUAGGCUCCCUGCCAGUGCUCUCCAUCUCGACGCACAUGCUCAUGCUGCGUGCCGUCUCCAGCAGCUUCGUGAAGAGCUUCGCUCUCUACUCGAUCUUCGUGCUGACCUUCAGUCUGUGCUUCUACGUCCUGUUUGGCAAGCCUCCGCCUCAAGACGGGCCCGUUCCGAGUCCCACUCCCAGUCCAGAAGCGGGGGAAGACGGUGAGGGCGACUUCAACACCUUCAGCAAGCCCAUAGAGGCCCUCAUCAAGACGAUUGUGAUGCUCACCGGAGAGUUUGACGCUGGCGACAUCAAGUUCACCAGCAUCUACACCUACCUGAUUUUCCUGCUCUUCGUCUUCUUCAUGACCAUCGUGCUGUUCAAUCUGCUCAAUGGUCUCGCCGUUAGCGAUACCCAGGCCAUCAAAACCCAGGCUGAGCUGAACGGGGCAAUCUGCCGCACCAACUUGCUGACCCGCUACGAGCUGGUCCUCACGGGACGCCAGGGACGGGCUGGAUGUCUGGCCACCAGUCAGCCCUUCAGGAGCAUCAUCCAGCGGCUGAUGAACAUCUACCCCAACUACCUGGGACUACGCCAGAUCUCCGUGCUGCCGAACGAUGGCAACAAGGUGCUCAUACCCACGAGCGACGUGUUCGAACUGAAGACGCUGGACAAGCUGCAGUCCGGCUUCCAGCAGCUUCCCACCCACUCGACCGCUUCCCAGAAGAAACUGCUGGAUCCGCCACUCCGGCUGCUGCCGUGCUGCUGCUCCAUGCUGACCGGAAAGUGUUCCCAGAUCGAUGCCCGCACCGUGAAGCUGGCCCUCGCCCUCAUCGACCAGAAGUCCAGCACGGAGCAGAGGCGUCUGCGGGAGCAGGAGAGCGACCGGAGGCUGCAGCUCAUAGAGCAGAAGCUGGAGAGCCUGCUGCAGCUGCUCCAGGACCGGAACUGACCUCCCUCCACUAGGCUAUAGUAUUAGUUGUGAGCCCGACGCGCAUUUCAAAACAGUUUCUGCACAGAGAGUUAGUCGGAAAUUGUUUUUAUUAACAUACGAAUAAUGAAAUUUGAACAAAACCGUUAAUAAUUUUCAGUUAAGUAGUAUAUAAUGGUUAUAUAGACAGUAAAUAUUGUAUAAACGAAUACCUUUACUGUACCAUUUUGUACCCGAGUAAAUAUUUAAUUUCAAAUGUUA
Molecule: messenger RNA, 3102 nt
Organism: Drosophila ananassae
Lineage: Eukaryota; Metazoa; Arthropoda; Insecta; Diptera; Drosophilidae
Gene: pain
Product: transient receptor potential cation channel protein painless
Exons: 4
Coding region: 91-2862 (923 amino acids)
Biological process (GO): transmembrane transport; monoatomic ion transport
Cellular component (GO): membrane
Molecular function (GO): protein binding; monoatomic ion channel activity
Source: RefSeq, a predicted model, not a curated record